GUAAACAUGACACAUUGGUUAAGUCAUUUAGUAAACAUGACAUGUUAAAAUACAUCUACAUAUAGUUCUCAAGUCUUGACCUUUUCUUUUUCUGUCAAAGUCUCAUGUCUUGAUCUUCAUAGCUAACUAGCUAAGAGUUAACUAUGGGAGUUCGAACAACUUCUAUUUUAUUUUUGUCGAUGAUGAUGGUCAUCUCAUCUUGUCAAGAAAAUAGCAGGCCACAAUAAAGAUUGGUCCUAAGAGAUCAAAUCAAAAGAAACUCAAGAUUUAUCUUGAGUUUCUUUUGGUUUGAACCUAUUAAGACCGAUCUUAAUUUGAGCCGUGCUAUUUUCUUGAGUUGGGAUUAUUCCUACUUAACCUGAUUUUUUGGAACUCUUUUGACCUGAAUGUCAAGGUCAAAAAGGUCAACUAGAGAAUAACUUACAGAAACUGUCUUUUGUUUAGUGUUUGUGAGCGUCUUGUACACACUCUUAUCUUAUACUAUAUGUUUAGUGUUUGUGAGCGUCUUGUAUACACUCUUAUGUUAUCUUAUAUAUGUGCAGGAGGAAGGUUAGUUCUGUUACUUCUGUACUCUUUUUAUUCAACCACUAAUAAAUAAUUUUACGAAUACAAUCAUUGUUGUGAUUUGUGAAUCGAAAUCCAAAUAUAAGAUGUGUUGUUUAGUCCUUUCUUCUAAUUCCAAUGAAUAUUUUUUCUAAUGAAUUUUCCAAGAUACACUAACUCAGUGCUCUGGUUCUCCUAUAUCCCCAUUAAAUUCCAGUGUCUGAAUUAAAUGUUUGAGAAAGAAGAAGAAAUUGGGUCAUAAUGUCAAUGAAUGACAAAAACGAUUGUUACACUAGUUGAUUAAUGGGCUAUAAAGACGAGGCCAGAAAACCCCAUAUUAACCGACGUGUUUCCGUACCAAAAAAUCAUAUAAAAUUGUUUUGGUUUAUUACAAUGUUUUUAGAGAUUUCUUCCGCCUCUCUCAAUAUUGCCAUGGACAAGAACCAAAACCCUUAUUCCUGGUCGGAGCUUCCUCUAGAUCUCUUGAACUUAGUUUUCGAACGCCUCAGGUUUGCUGAUUUCCAACGAGCUAAAUCCGUGUGCUCCUCUUGGUUCUCUGUUUCCACGACCGUGACAAAAAAUCAGAUCCCUUUGCUGAUUCUCUUUCCCGAAGACGACAACAACAGUUCAUGCACGUUGUUCAAUCCCGAGGAAAAAGACAGACUCUACAAAACGCAAGACCUUGGUGUGGGAUUUGCAAAGAGUGUUUGUAGGGCAACCUAUGGAAGUUGGCUUCUUAUGCAAGAUUCAAAGUAUAAUCUAUACAUUUUGAAUCUAUUCACCCGCGAGAGGAUCGAGCUGCCGUCUGUGGAGUCACAACUUGGCAUGGUAAAGGUUGAAAGAAUUAUUGAUGAUGGUUUUCACAUUAUUCAAGACGAAAGGAAGUCCGAAGAUAUGAGUAUAAGAUCCCCUGUGUUUUGUAUUGACGAGGAAUCCAAAGAUUAUCUAGUUCUGUGGGGACUUGGAGGUUGUUGUGUGGUUUAUGCCAAGAAAGGAGAUACCUCGUGGAAUCAAAAUCUCAAUAUUUCGGAUUGUUGUGACAUGGUUUACAAAGAUCACACGCUUUACUUCUUAGGCAAUGCUGGUACUUUCCAAAUCUUAUAUUUUCCUAGAGAGAGGGACAACAAAACUUUCAAGCAGUUACACUUUUGUAUAGAUAGAUAUACUACACCUUUUCGUCCUUUUCGUCGUCGUAAAGUAAGAAAUCCAUGGUGGGUUGCUAAGCCAAAACUUGUAGUCACAGUAACAGGAAAAGUCCUAGAGGUUAAAAGAACGUGGAUACCGGAGUCUAGAACCUGGUCCUUUGGGGUUUUAAAGAUUUCUUCAUCAGGGUUGUUAAAGAAAUAUAAAAAAGUUGAUUGUUUGGGUGACGAGGCAAUGCUUUUGGAUCUAGGCAUCACUGUGCCCGCCAAUGAGAAUGAUCAGGGGUUCUAUAGAAAUUCCAUCUACUUCAGUGGUAGUCAUUAUAAGAACACAAGUGAUAUAUUUCUCUUCAAUCUCGAGACACAGAAGAUGGAGCUACUGCACAAAUUUGAUUGUUCGUCCCUUCAACUCUCUAGAGCUCGAUGGUUCUUACCAAGUUUCACUCACACAUAAUUGAUCUUAAGUAUGUUGUUUCUUUUUCUUUUUAUUUGGUUUUAGUACUCAAUAUGCUUUUUUACACUAUUAAUAAUCAUGACGUGCUAGUUUUUAAGCUAAAAGUGAGUAUACACAAAGGAUAAAAAUACAAAUCAAACUAUCAAAUGGGUACUCAAAAUGAUAUGUUUAAGUGAGCUUGUCUUGUGGAAUCUAUCUAGUAUUUGUUGGGGGUGAAAAUAAGCUCUUUUGAAAGUUAACUGUUUCGUUAUUAGGGGUUGAAAAUAAGCUCUUUUGAAAGUUAACUUUCUCCUAUACAUAGCAACACAAAGAUCAACAUAGCAUGUAAAGGGUCACUACAAGCCGACAACAUUGUGCAGCAAACCUCUCACAACCUUGCGUGAUCGAGGCUUGACUUGCUGGAGCUUCUGAAGAGGUCACCCUAAUUGAAACUAGUUCCAUUACAUGAUGCAGUAGCCUCACAAUUUGGAUUUCUCUCUCAAGAUCCAAUGCCUCACGCAAUAGUCUAACUAUGGCCCAACGGCCAUUUUAUUCCUGCAAAGACAAAAAAAAUAUUUAGU
This is a messenger RNA of Arabidopsis lyrata subsp. lyrata, 2699 nucleotides long. RefSeq names its product probable F-box protein At4g22165. Gene Ontology annotation, molecular function: protein binding. The record is from RefSeq and is a predicted model, not a curated record. Bases 847 to 2139 code for a protein of 430 amino acids. The transcript is spliced from 2 exons. NCBI's taxonomy places the organism in Eukaryota, Viridiplantae, Streptophyta, Magnoliopsida, Brassicales, Brassicaceae.